CUCCACUGGCCUAGGAAACCCACCCUGCCCCACCACGUUGAGCCUGGAAGGAAAGAGAGCCUCAUGCCUAAGCUGUGGAGAGCACCAUGGAUGUGACGAAGAUGGGCAUGAUCCAGCUGCAGAACCCCAGCCACCCCAGGAGGCUGCUGUGCAAGGCCAACCAGAUGCAGCUGACCAGGACGCUGUGUGAUGUGGUCAUCAUGGUGGACAGCCAGGAGUUCCACGCCCACAGGACUGUGCUGGCCUGCACCAGCAAGAUGUUUGAGAUCCUCUUCCUCCGCAACAGCCGGCACUGUACUCUGGACUUCCUCUUGCCAAAGACUUUCCAGCAGAUCCUGGAGUAUGCGUACACGGCCACGCUGCAAGCCAAGGCAGAGGACCUGGAUGACCUGCUGUAUGCGGCCGAGAUCUUGGAGAUUGAGUACCUGGAGGAGCAGUGCCUGAAGAUCCUGGAGACCAUCCAGGCCACAGAUGACAAUGACACGGAGGCCACCAUGGCGGAUGGUGGGGUGGAGGAGGAAGAGGACCAGAAGGCUCGGUACCUCAAGAACAUCUUCAUCUCGAAGCAUUCCAGCGAGGAGAGUGGGUACACCAGUGUGGCUGCGCAGAGCCUGCCCGGGCCCCUGGCGGACCAGAGCCCAUCAGUCUCCACCUCAUUUGGUCUUUCAGCAAUGAGUCCCACCAAGGCUUCAGUGGACAGUUUGAUGACCAUAGGACAGGCUCUCCUGCAGGGAACUCUUCAGCCAUCUGCAGGGCCUGAGGAGCCAACUCGCUGUGGUGGGAGACUCCCUGGGAUGGCCGAGGUGAAGACAGAGAUGAUGCAGGUGGAAGAGGUGCCCAGCCAGGACAGCCCUGGGCCAGCCGAGUCCAGCAUUUCAGGUGGCCUGGGGGACAAGGUCGGAAGGGGCAAAGAGGGGCCCGGGACCCCAACUCGGAGCAGUGUGAUUACCAGUGCGAGGGAGCUGCACUAUGGGUGUGAGGAGAGCACUGAGCAGCUGCCAACCCCUGCCAAGGCUGGCCAGGGUCCCCCAGGCUCACCAGAGCACCUGGCGCCCACAGCGGAGAAACAUCUGGGUAUGUACUCUGUGCUGCCCAACCACAAGGCUGAGACUGUGCAGAACAUGCCAUCGUCAAUGUCCUUCGGCCUCCCUGUGCAGCCUGCUCUAGCUGUCUCCAUGGACUUCAGCACCUAUGGGGGUCUUCUGCCACAGGGCUUCAUCCAGAGGGAGCUGUUCAGCAAGCUGGGUGAGCUGGCUGUGGGCAUGAAGUCGGAGAGCCAGGCCAUCGCGGAGCAGUGCAGUGUGUGUGGGGUGGAUCUUCCUGACAACGAGGCCAUGGAGCAGCACAGGGAGGGCCCACACCAGUCCCACCUCAUACCCCAGCCCAUGCUCCUGGCCCUGGCAGCCUGCCUCCAUAUCUGGCUGCUCCUGAGUCUUGGGGCCUGA
Messenger RNA from Molossus molossus (Pallas's mastiff bat), 1445 nucleotides. RefSeq names its product zinc finger and BTB domain-containing protein 16-like. Gene Ontology annotation, biological process: regulation of transcription by RNA polymerase II. NCBI's taxonomy places the organism in Eukaryota, Metazoa, Chordata, Mammalia, Chiroptera, Molossidae. The record is from RefSeq and is a predicted model, not a curated record. Gene Ontology annotation, molecular function: RNA polymerase II cis-regulatory region sequence-specific DNA binding; DNA-binding transcription factor activity, RNA polymerase II-specific; protein binding.